Durusdinium trenchii is the source of this 1696-nucleotide messenger RNA. The record is from the annotation of a GenBank genome assembly. Lineage: Eukaryota; Dinophyceae; Suessiales; Symbiodiniaceae.
GAAGCUGGAGUUUGCAAAGUGGCUCGACCACUCCUUCCCUCCAAGCUCGCACCGGAACUAUGCCGAUAGCUUCCGCCCUGGGCCAGUGUGCCUCCGCCCUUGGCACCUUCACUGGCGGUCUGACUACGGGCUAGCGGGUCACGCAGAUCCAGAGGAGCACCUCAGGUUGUGCGAGUUGAUUUUGACGACUGGCUUCAGGACCGACAGCGACUUGCUUGGCGUGGAGCGUUUGGCGGUGUUCAUGCCUACGGACGAAUGGCUCGAUGGGACGCAGGGCGGCUUGGAGUGCCUGCCACCUUUGGAGCCUGGAAGUCAACUGCUGCGGCCCUUUUCGAUCGGCUAUGUCCUCAAGAAUGCUAAAGCGAUGGAAUCUGCAGAAGUGGACCCCUGCCCUGAUUGGAAUAGCGCCAGCAAUGUGGCGAAGGCGUUCGCCAUUGGGGUGAAGGAAGCAACUGCGGUCAGUUGUUUGACCAAGGUCAAUCCGGAAGUCUGCGAGUUGCUCCGUGCCGCCAUUCGCGGCAUGAGGCCGUUUUUGCAACACGACGUGAUAGCAAAAGAAUGCUUCAAUGUCGGAUGGAGCAGCGGGAAAAUCAGCGAGUUCGAAGCGUGGCGCAUCCAGCUUACCAACACAGACGAGCUGGUAGCGCUAUUUGUGGACAGGCUGAUCAAAGACUGGGAUCGUCAGCCAGUGGGACUCAAGAAGAGCUGGGGGUAUCGGGAAGCUGCCCAGCUUCACGCAGUUUGCGGUGCUUUCAUCCAUUACACAAACGUGCUGAAGGCCAAGAUCUCCGAGGAAACCUAUCAGGCUGAACUGCCGGGUCUGAAGGAACAAUUUGCAGGGUCAUUUCUUGACCCAGAGCUUUUGCAUUCGCUGCAAAGUUCAGUGCCUCCUGGCGACAUCAGUAGCAUCAGUGUGCUGAGGGACAUCGUGAAGGCCUCCGAGCAACGACUUUCCCGAGAAGCUGAGCAGUGCAACGAGGAGCUAGAGAAAAAACUCCAUGAAGCCACUUUGCAACAUCUCAAGGCGAAGGUUGAGCAAGAUUUGGAGCUGCUGCGAAAGCGCAUGCCCACCAAGGAGGCAGAGGCUAUAGAGUCUGCGCUUGAUGUCAAGUACGUUAGAGACCGACAGAUGUGCUUAGGCAGCAGCUGGGUGCAAGAGUGGUUGCAGGACAAGUGCAAACUGAACGUUUCGGAUGAGAAAGGUUUGGAGAUGGUGCUCGCAAUUGUGGGGCUGGAUACAACGCUGUGGCCAUCCAACGUGAAGUUGCUGAACGAUGCUGUGAAGAUCACGAGCAAUGUCUUGCACAUGAGCGCGGGCAAUUGUGCCCACAUCCAGCUGCCGCUGUGUCACGCAGCGACAACCCAUGCGACGACGUUGAAGCACAUCAGAAACCUCCAAGAUUUGCUGCUGAACGCCCAGCUGGACAUUUCUUCCGAAGUGGCCCUCAUCUUUACGAAAGACGAUGCUGCCAGAAGUGACAGGCGCAAGACGAUGCAACAGCGCUACUGUGCAACGACUAAGCAGUUCAGGAGCGAGAGUGCCUGGAACAAUUCCAAGGCUGUGCAAGUCAGCCACAUCCCAGGGCUGCAGCUUAUCAAGGUCACUGACAUGCUGGGAUACGACGAUGUCACCAAACCCACUCCAGGGGCGAGGGUCGAGCAGACGCUCAGCCAAGCUAGCCGGCUUUUGGUUUAA